UAUAUUGCCGCCAAUUUGUUGCGCGUGUGCUGGGCAUACUUCGGAGCAAUAUUUGUGUUUUGCUAGCGUCAUAAAAACAGUGGAAUACAAUAGCUAACUCUCCAUGUAUUUAGAAACAUCGGUAAUCAGCAAUUCACCGUACAAUCUAAAAAUUGAUAUCUUCAAGUAACAAAAAUGCCGAAGCAGGAGUGUCUCAUUUGUGCAACUGAUGAGGGAUUAUUCCUGGAUGUUUUUGCUCACGGCAAAGACAUUCGUGAUGUUAUUGAGAACUAUUUAUCUUUGGAGGUACAAAAAAGUAAACUUCCAUCGACGAAAAUAUGUUAUAAAUGUGCUUACGAGUUGACUGAGUGCAAUAAAUUUAUUGGAAAAUUCAACCAAGUGCAUGAUGAAAAAAACACAAAAAAAUCAUCACGACAAAAAGGUCACUGUAACAUAUGCUCAGAGCCAGGGAAGAAGGGUUUCAUCUAUGACCUCCAAAAUGAAGCGCUCAACAAUGUUUUCACGCAAGUUCAGGAUUUAUUCGGUCAUGAUUUCUCCUUGACCAAUAAGACGUUCUCAGUGUGUUUAUAUUGCCGUUACCAGCUAGAUGUCCUAUCAGACCUGAAGAAAGUCGCUAAGAAUAAUUCCCCGAGUGGUGAUGCAUUUUCGAAACUUCCGAAGGUAAAUGUGAAUGUCAUCAGACGAAAGACAACUUCUGUAGCCUUGCCAGCCAUGUCAACCCCUGUCACACAUACAAGUAUCAAUAGGAUGCCGACGAAGAAAAACUCCAAAGUCAGUCGUUCAGCUUCCCCAAGUGAUCGACAAUGUGACAAGUGCGAGAUGAAGAUAGAGAAUGGCAUAGAUAUGUACCGAUUCCAUACGACAGGACAGAAACUCUGUAAAGAUUGCUGGGUAUCCAUGGAUCCAGCGAAGCAGGUCAAGGGACGGCAACGCAACGCACCCGUCAAAUCUAGCACUAAACUUUGCACAGUAGUACUGAAGGACGUGCUCAUAAAUCCUCCAGAUGGAAAAUCCAGGAAUCGGAGGAAUUCUCUAGAUGCAAACAAGACAGAACUAGAUAGACAAGGGAAUGUUAUCUACGUUAUCUCGGAUGAUUCAGAAGGGGAUCAUACUCCGGUAAAAUCUCAGAAAGUACCAAAAAGAUCGAGCAGUGAGAAUGACACGAAAUCCAUCAAGAAAACUAAACGAGACAUGGAGUUUAUUCCCCAAAGAGAGACGAGAGCUGCGAGUGUUAUGAGCACUGUCAGUACCUCAAGUAACGCAUCCAGACCGUCACCCAAACGUAGACAUUCAGACAACUUCGAAGUUCCAGAUCCAGCACCCAAGCGACUGAGGGGUAGAGCACAAAGAGCUGUAAAUAAGCCAGAGGCAGAAAAAAUCGAUGAUAAAAAGACAAAUAAAACUCCUGUAAAAGCGAAGGCACCUGUACAAGCUAAAUCCAAGGCAUCCAAGAAAGCAAAUCCUCCCAAGAAUGCCUCGUCCAAUGAGGAAGCACCAAGAAAACCGUCCCAGAGAGAGAAAUAUCAUGAAGAUGCUGAAGAAGGGACCAGGAGGUCUACGCGAAUUAGAAAACCAACGAAGCAUUGGUCAGAAACGUCUGAAUCUACAGGACUCUCUGAAGAAGAUACUGAAGAGACUACCAGUGAAUCCGAGAGCAGCAAAAACUCGACUAAGAAUGUAAAAACUAAGACUCAAUCCACGGACAAAUCUCCUAAAACACCUGCUCAAAAAAGACGAGGGAGAGGGGCUGGGCAGGACGAAGAGGCUCAAAAUACGGAGGAAACUGAAGGAGAUGAACAGCGGGUUGAUAGUGAUGGAGACAAUCAGCCAUACACUUGCACAGUUUGUAGUACUGAAUUUGAGACCAAAGUUGAAGGUAUGACCCAUCAGUUAAGCCACUCGAAAAAACUCGGCGUUGUCUUGGAAAAAGUCUCAGUCUCUGAGAGUGUUGAAGAUACAGAAAAAGAGGUGGAAGAGGAGAAAGAUGAUCAGCAACAUCUUGCAACAGAAGUUACCGAAACUGAAAGAAUCGAAGAUUCUUCCAAAACCGUUGAUGCAUUAGAGGUGACCAAAGAUGCUGGGCCAUCUGAAAAUGAUGAAAAACCUGAUGAGAAUGAUGCAAAGAACAAGCAGGAUUCAGUUGUUGAAAUUUCUGGUGAGUCUAAAGGCAGUGAAAAAUCUUCGGAGGUAGUAAAGCAACCUGUAGGCGAAACAGAACCUACCGAGGACAAGAAAAGUGAAAAAGAAGAUGAGACUGAAUCUGAAAAACUACCUGAAAUCGACACAUCCAACAAAAAUGAUGGAGUAUUAAGACACGAAGAGGAAACUACAACAAAACUUUCGAAAGAUAAUAAUGAAAAAGUUGAAGAAGUUGACGCUGCAGACAAGGAGGCAGAGAAAAAGAAUGCAGAUGAGAAGGAAGAAUCUGCAUUGAAUGAGAGCAAAGUACUUUCCGAGGAAAAAAAUGAAGAAAAUGAUUCGCAAAAGCCUGACAAUGAUAAAACCGGUACUGAAUCCCAGUCACUGGGGAUAUCUGAAGAGAAGAAUGAAGAGCCUGAGAAGGAGGAUGUACAGCAUUUGACGAAUGGAAAAAAUAAAGACACUCCAUCAACUCAACCAGAUGACAGUGAAGAGAAGAAAGAAGAUGAAACACCUCCGGAUGAAGAGACAACAGCGAAAGCUGAUGAGAAUGUAUCUGAAGAGCGUAGUAAAGAAGGAGAUGAAAAGAAAGUUGCUGGUACAGAUGCAGCAGUUAAAGAGACCGAGCAAGGAGAACAACCUAAAAAUGUAGAACAAAAUAAUGAAAAUGAUAAUUGCACGAGUGAUGAGGAAAAGAGUCCAGAGGCUGAGCCUUUGAGUCCGCCACGUCCAGAUGAUGUGCUCAACGGGGAUGAUGAACAGGUCUCGAAAGGAGAAAGUGAGGCGAAAAUUGUGGAAGAGACUAACGGUGAACAUGCGGAAAAAGUUGAAGAAGUGAAAUCCAAUCCUGAUGGGGAGAAAAUUAAAGAAACUACUGGAAAUGGAGGAGUAACUGAGGGCGCGAACGAUUCCUCUGAAAAUGUGAGAAAAGUACCAGAGGGUGAAAUAAAUGCUGACGAAGCUAGCAUGGAUGCUAUUGAACGGCAAAUGGAGACAAUUGUUGGAAAAGAAGCGACAGGAGAGACCACUGUGUUAAAUACGGACGAGACAAAAAAAAGCGCACGCGUGCCACUUCUGAACCCUGCGGCUGCUGCAGAGGAAAAAGAAGUAUCAUAAUUCAUAAUUACAAUAUACAUUUCACUGCACGCAGUGAACUAAACGUGAUGCAUAAUCUCUUUUUUAUCUUGAAAUCCGUGGACAAAAAAAGAGGGACUUAUCGUUGCGAUUAUUGUUUUGCUUUCAUUAGUUUGAUGUGGUCUAGCGGAAAAUUCGUAUCUCUGGAAAAAAAUUCUGAAGCAACGUAUCUGUAAUUUUCAAUCAGAAACACACGUAGGGCCUCUCAGAGAAUUUCAGAAGAAUUUUGAUUAAUAACCUAGUGUCUUAUUUUUCAAUCCAACUGGAACACGUGAAUUCCAUCUGAAAAUAUUAAAUGUUUUCAAAUUGGAGAUUGACGGUAUGUUCUUUUAGAAAAAUUACUUAAGAUAGUCGUGUUCCCUCCGCACACGUUGAGUUAAAAAAAAGAAACAACAGUUUGAUUCAAGUCGGGAGAUACGACUGAUUAUGUACAUUAGUUAAUCCCCUCAUGGUUAAUCUGCAGAUUUUGAUGUCGAAAGACAGAAAUUUUUUUAGUUGAAAUUACUUAUUACACGUUAUUUAGCGUCAAGAAGGCAACAAUUUCAUUGAUUGAGUUUCCUAGAUGUAUGCGAUGAAAUGAAUACUUGAUUACUGUAACCAUCUCACGAAUUUCUAUGAAAGAUGACCGUAACUUAGUUACUCGGUAGUUACACGCUUUUUAUGUUAUGAGUUUGUUGUUUUUUUUUCUCCACGCAGAGUUCCAGAGUUUUGAGAGAAAGAGAGAAAUGGGAGCGUUAUUUGAUUAACUUGAUUUAAGAUUAAACCUGAAUGAUAUGAAGGUCUUGAUUGAUUUAUGAAUGAUGUAAAAAUGACCGAAUAGAAAUCAUUGAAUAAAAGUAAUUUGAGCUCUUCAAAGUGCUUUUAAAA
Molecule: messenger RNA, 4140 nt
Organism: Diachasma alloeum
Lineage: Eukaryota; Metazoa; Arthropoda; Insecta; Hymenoptera; Braconidae
Product: neurofilament heavy polypeptide
Exons: 4
Coding region: 175-3255 (1026 amino acids)
Source: RefSeq, a predicted model, not a curated record